AAUAAAAAGUGACGGAUUAACUUUUAAAUUUAAUUGCACAUGAAAUAAAAAUAAAAAAUUUUUUAUAUUGUAAUUGCUUUUUAUUUUAACUACUAAUGGAUUUUUCACGGAAAAGCCGCGUUCGUGUAGAGCGGAAGCCAGAAUAUGAAAACUUAGAAAAUUUGUAUCCUUUUAAUGUUUUGUUGUAUCGUUUACCACCUCUUGAAGAAAUAAAAAUUCAAGAAUUUGAAGAUUUAGCUUUAGAAAGACUUAAAGUUUUAAGAAUAUUUGAGCAAGCUGGGUGUAAAAAUUUGCGUUUUUUAUCUGAUGAAUAUAAAGAAAAUAUUGUUAAUGAAUUAAAUCGUGAAGGUUUAAAAGGAUAUGUAAGAUUGCUAAGUGGCGGCAGCAGUACCAAAAAAGAUUUAGAUUUACAGGCGAGACGACGUGAUUACAUAUCGCAUUUUAUUUUAAGGCUAGGCUACUGCCGAUCCCAAGAUUUGAAAAAAUGGUUUAUUGCCAGAGAAAUGGAACUAUUUCGGUAUAAGUUUUCCUCUCUAAUGCCACAAGAAAUUAAGCAAUUUCUCGCUUAUAAUAAAAUGAACUAUGUACCUUUAAGUCAAGAACAAAAAGAAGAAAUAAAAGAUGGUUUGUUAGAUUCAACUUUUGGCAGAAAUCUUCAUACAAUAGAAGCAAAUGACUUCUAUAAAGUUAGCUUCUUGGAAGUUUUAGAUCUUGUACGAUCCAGGAAAUGCUUUUUGAAAAAAGGAUAUGCUUACGUUAGCUCGAAUGAUUUUAUUUCAAUUGUCGCCGCCAAACAUCAAGCAGAAAUAGAACAUGGUUUGAUCGCUUGCCAAAAACUAUUGCCAGAAGUAGAGAACGAUGAACGAAUUUAUUAUCUAUUAAAAGGUUUGCAUACCUCAUACACUGGCAAAGAUUAUGCUCUUACAAAGAGUGGGCAAGUCCCAAUCGAAGCAAUUGAUCAAUUGUCUAAAAAGUCAUUUCCAUUAUGUAUGCGAGUUUGUCAUGAAGUUUUGCGGACAACACACCACCAUAAGCACGGAGGUAGAAUGCAAUAUGGUCUAUUUUUAAAAGGAAUUGGAGUUACUCUAGAAGAUUCCUUACGUUUUUGGCGUGAAGAAUUUGUAAAACAAAUGGAUAUUGACAAAUUUGAAAAAUCGUACGCUUACAAUAUUCGACAUAAUUAUGGUAAGGAAGGAUCUAUGGUGAAUUACACUCCAUAUUCUUGCAUGAAAAUUAUAACGAGUAGUGUUGGUUCACAAACCUAUGGCUGUCCCUUUAAGCAUUUUGAUACAUCAGCAUUAAAACUUAAAUUAACAAGCUACGGUUUGUCUGCAGCAGCAGUUCAAGAAGUUAUGAAUUACGCCCAAAGAGGUCAUUACCAAAUAGCUUGCGGAAAAUACUUUGAAAUAACACAUGAUACAAAGCUUGACCAUGGAAUCACACAUCCCAACUUAUACUUUGAAGAAAGUCAGAUCAUUCAAGGCAAUAGAGCUCCCCAAACUAGUAAGACCCCUACGGCAGCUAAAAAAACAUCUAAUUAUAAAAAAAAUUCCGAAGCGUUAUUAAUGAAUGUGGAUGAUGAUGAUGAGCUGUGGAAUACAGCUGAAAAUGAGGAAACUGAAUUGGCGGAAACUCAAAAAAAGGAAGUUUGGGGAAAUGAUGACGAUUUUGAUGUGUCUCAAGUUGAAAGUAUGGAUAUGUAAUAAUAAGUUAGUUUUUUUGAAAUAUUUUAUAAAUUAAAAAAAUUGCUAGUUAUUUACAAUUGUA
Condylostylus longicornis is the source of this 1767-nucleotide messenger RNA. It is a transcript of the gene Prim2, whose product is annotated as DNA primase large subunit. Gene Ontology annotation, cellular component: alpha DNA polymerase:primase complex. The record is from RefSeq and is a predicted model, not a curated record. The coding region runs from base 96 to 1703 and encodes 535 amino acids. Lineage: Eukaryota; Metazoa; Arthropoda; Insecta; Diptera; Dolichopodidae. Gene Ontology annotation, biological process: DNA replication, synthesis of primer. The transcript has 3 exons.